Molecule: messenger RNA, 2682 nt
Organism: Lycium barbarum (goji berry)
Lineage: Eukaryota; Viridiplantae; Streptophyta; Magnoliopsida; Solanales; Solanaceae
Exons: 9
Coding region: 1-2682 (893 amino acids)
Molecular function (GO): RNA-DNA hybrid ribonuclease activity; nucleic acid binding
Source: RefSeq, a predicted model, not a curated record
AUGGUGGUUACAAUGGUGUAUGCUAAAUGUUCAGAUGUGGAGAGAAUUCAGUUGUGGGACAGUUUAUACCUCUUGGCUAAUAAUAUGACAGCUCUUUGGCUGGUUGGAGGUGAUUUCAAUGUUAUACUAAAUGAAGAAGAGAAAAUAGGAGGUCUACCAGUUUUGCCACAAGAAUAUGAAGACUUUGCCUUUUGUCUGAAUUCCUGUAAGUUGCAUGAGAUGCCUUUCAAAGGGAGUCCUUUCACAUGGUGGAAUGGUAGGGCUGCUAAUGACUGUAUAUUUAAGAGAUUGGACAGGAUUGUAUAUAAUGAUGCACUUCAGAAUUGGUUUGGACAAUUAGAAGUGGAACAUCUGUCAAGGACUGGUUCUGACCAUGCACCAUUACUUCAAUGGGAAACAGCCUUAACAGAUGAUGUAUUUCUGUCAUUUAAGCUCAAAAUGAAGAAACUGAAAAUAGCUUUAAGCACAUGGAGUAAGAAUACUUUUGGGGACAUUUUUAAACAACUUGUUAUCAGAGAGGAAAUAGUUAAGAUUAAAGAGCAAUUGUUUGAAGAAACUCCAUCAGCAGAAAAUAGAAUGGUCAUGCAAAGGGCACAAGCUGAACUUAAAUUGUAUAUUCACUAUGAGGAGGAAUUCUGGAGGCAAAAAGCCAGGAUGGAUUGUUUUUCAGAAGGUGAUAGGAAUACCAGAUAUUUCCAUAGUCUGAUUGAGGAUGUUGAUAGUGUUGCUGCUCAAGCUGUCAACUUUUUCCAUAAGCAAUUUACUCAUGAGGGGGUUAGUGAAGAUUCUCCAAUUUUUCAUCAUAUUCAAGAGCAGAUCAAAGAGGAGGAUAAUAUACCACUUACUGCUCAACCUACUAUGGAGGAAGUAAAGAGGGCUUUAUUUGAAUUAAAUGGGGACAGUGCUUGUGGCCCUGAUGGAUUUUCUGGUAUAUUUUAUCAGAAGUGUUGGGAGGUGAUAAAGGUUGAUGUAUAUAGUGUUGUUAAAGCUUUCUUUGAAGGACAAACUCUUCCCAAAUCCAUCACUCACACUAAUCUGGUUUUGUUACCAAAGAAAAAUAUUGUUGAGGCAUUUUCUGAUAUGAGACCUAUAAGUCUUAGCAACUUUAUCAGUAAGGUCAUAUCAAGAGUAGUUCAUGACAGGCUAGACAAGCUACUUACAAAGAGAGGAAAACCAGCAAAUGUUGUGAUCAAGUUAGAUAUGGCAAAAGCAUAUGAUAGGGUCUCAUGGUUGUACCUUUGUAAAGUGAUGGGAAAGAUGGGAUUUUCUUCCUUUUUCAUUGAUCUUAUAUGGAGACUGUUGGCAAAUAAUUGGUAUUCUGUUCUCCUAAAUAGCCAGGCACAUGGUUUCUUCCAUUCUACAAGGGGAGUCAAGCAAGGGGAUCCACUUUCUCCUGCUCUUUUCAUUAUUGCUGCAGAGGGUCUUUUAAGGGCACUAAAUUCUUUAUUUGAUCAGCCUGGUUUUGUUGGGUAUGGGAUGCCAAAGUGGAGUGCUGAUUUGAAUCACCUGGCAUAUGAAGAUGAUACAAUCAUCUUUUCUUCAGCAGAUAACCAAUCAUUACAGAUGAUCAUGAAUACUCUACAGGAAUAUGAGAAGGUAUCUGGACAGCUGAUAAACAAGAGCAAAAGUUCCUUUUAUAUGUUCAGCAAAGUAUCACAUGAGGUUAGUCAGCAGGUUGCAAUUGUUACAGGAUUUGUGAGAGGACAAUUUCCUUUUACAUAUCUUGGAGUACCAAUUACUCAUUCCAGAAAAAGGAAAGUGGAUUAUACUGAAUUAUUGAAGAAAGUCAAAGACAGGUUCUUUUGGAAUAAUAAGGAGGAAGGUAGAUGCAGACACUGGGCAGCUUGGCUUAACAUGUGUAUUCCCAAACAUGAAGGUGGGUUGGGAUUCAAAUCUAUUCAUGACACAUCCAAAGCUUUAUGUGCUAAACUAUGGUGGAAGUUUAGAACCACUAGUUCACUAUGGGCCAAUUUCAUGUGGAAUAAGUACUGCAAAAAACAAAUCCCUCAACUGGUUCAAUGGAAGGGAGGGUCACAACUAGGUGCUCUUAGUUAUGUGGUUCCCCAGUCCUGGCACAUCAAUGAGCAUGCUAAAGAUGUUUCUGAACUUAUGGCAGAUGGAAGAUGGAAUGCCAACAAACUCAUGCAGAUGUUUCCUGAAGAUAUUGUGCAGCAUAUAUUACAGGAAAUUGACAUUAAAUGUGCAUCAAAUGAAUGGGAUAGACCUUGGUGGAUGAUGAAAAGCACAGAUAGAGACAAUAAACCAUCUAUUCAUGUGUGGAGAUUUGGCUGCAAAGGUAUGGAGAUACUUCAAUAUGGGGGCUGGAUUGAGCUUGAAUUGUGUUCAGGAAAUCCAGGUCCAAGUUCUGCUGCCUUUUGUAUAAGAAAUGAAGAGGGAGCAUUGGUGUAUGCAGCUUCUAAAAUGUUGACAGAUAGAACAAAUAUUGUGGCUGAGGCUGAAGCUAUUAGAAUGGGACUGAGCCACUGUGUAGAAAAGCAGUUUUUUCCAUUGAUCAUAGAGACUGAUUCCAUGACCAUGAAGAUGAUCUUAAAUACUGAAUGGAAGGUCCCUUGGAGCAUUUCAAUGUUGGUGGAGGAUAUAAGGAGGAUGAUGGAGGAUCAAAUAGUUCAGUUCAGUUUCAUAGUUUUCAGGAAUUACCCAGUCAAGCUAAGAGGAUUCUGA